AUGCCUCCCAUGGGGCGGCGGCGGGGAGGGAGGCGGCGCGGUCGGACUCGUCGCCGUACACCCCCGCGACGCCCCGGUCGCGGUUCGCGGCGGAGUUCUCGCCCGAGGCGUUCGACGAGCCGGGGGCCGGGGAGGUGCCGUCGGCCAAGGAGAGCGUCACCGCCACCGUCCGCUUCCGGCCGCUCAGGUUUGCUUCGCCUGCGCCGUUACAGUGCACGUGGUUUGGUUGGGCUUUGGAUUCGGGCAAUGCGGACUGACACCGGUGGCGGUUUUGUUUGUGUGUGUGGAAGCUCGCGGGAGAUUCGGCAGGGGGAGGAGAUCGCGUGGUACGCGGACGGCGAGACCAUCGUGCGGAGCGAGCACAAUCCCAACAUCGCUUAUGCAUACGAUCGUGUGUUUGGACCAACUACGACGACACAACAGGUAUAUGAUGUUGCGGCUCAACAUGUUGUCAGUGGUGCCAUGCAAGGAAUAAAUGGAACAAUAUUUGCAUAUGGGGUUACAAGCAGUGGGAAGACACAUACGAUGCAUGGAGAUCAAAGAUCCCCAGGGAUUAUACCUUUGGCCGUGAAAGAUGCGUUUGGCAUAAUACAAGAGACCCUGAAUCGGGAGUUUCUUCUUCGUGUGUCAUACUUGGAAAUUUAUAACGAGGUUGUGAACGAUCUCCUAAAUCCUGCAGGGAAGAAUUUACGAGUUAGGGAGGAUCUUCAGGGAACAUUUGUUGAGGGCAUAAAGGAAGAAGUAGUGUUAUCUCCUACCCAUGUUUUGUCCCUUAUUGCAGCCGGAGAAGAGCAUAGGCAUGUUGGAUCCACUAACUUUAAUCUUCUAAGUAGCAGAAGCCACACAAUUUUCACACUGACAGUAGAGAGCAGCCCCUGCUGUGAGUCUAAUGAAGGAGAAACGAACCUCAUCGAUCUGGCAGGUUCAGAGAGUUCAAGGGCUGAAACAACAGGAGCACGCCGGAAGGAAGGGUCUUAUAUCAAUAAAAGUCUGCUGACUCUUGGAACGGUGAUAUCAAAAUUGACUGAUGGAAAAGCUACUCAUGUUCCAUUUCGAAACUCAAAAUUAACACGUUUACUGCAGUCAUCCUUGAGUGGCCAAGGACGUGUUUCUCUGAUUUGCACGGUUACUCCAGCAUCGAGCAACUCUGAAGAAACUCAUAAUACGUUAAAAUUUGCCCACCGCUCAAAGCACAUUGAGAUCCAAGCAUUACAAAACAAGAUUAUUGAUGAGAAAUCUCUAAUAAAGAAGUACCAAAGUGAAAUUCGUCAACUAAGGGAAGAGCUAGAACAGCUGAAAAGAGGGAUCUUUACUGCCACUCCUUUGGAAGAUGUCACAGAAGAUAAUAUCAUUCUUUGGAAACAGAAGCUAGAAGAUGGUAAUGUCAAGCUUCAGUCUAGACUGGAACAAGAAGAAGAAGCCAAAGCUGCUUUGCUUGGCAGGAUACAGCGUCUAACAAAACUAAUCCUGGUUUCCACCAGAGCAACCCAGACUACUAGAUCAUCUCAACAUCCUGGCACAAGGCGCAGACAUUCUUUUGGUGAAGGAGAGCUGGCAUAUCUCCCACAUAGAAGGCGAGAUAUUAUCGUGAAUAGCGAUAGAAAUGAGCUGGUUAUGCCGAGGGAAGGAUUUGGUGAAGCACUUGAAAUGUCUCCUAAGGAGGAGAAGCAAAGUCGUAAAGGACUCCUUAACUGGUUCAAACUUCGGAAGCGUGAUAGUGGUUCUGCUACCCUGGCAUGUUCUGAUGGUGGUAAAUCUAGUUUGACCAAAUCAUUCACUGCUCCUUCAAAACGUCUGGAGGAUGGGAUUAAUUUUCUAUCAGAACAGAGGACGUGGAAUUCUAUGCUUGAUGAGAAUGUACCAGCUGAUUUUUUGAGUGUUGACCUAGGAAUUCCUUCUGACAGCUCUCCUCUAGAAGAUAUACUGUCCGUACAAAGUGUCAGCAGAAAAAGAGAAAUCUUAGAUGAUGUUGAUCUAUUGAGGGAGCAGUUAAAGAUUUCGUCAGGGGAGGCUGUGCUCCACGCAAAUGUUGUAAAGCACCUCACAGAGGAAGCUGGAAUAAGCGGAAUGAGCAAACAGAUUGAGAUGGAAAGGAUGGCCAAUGAUGAGAUUAAAUGCAAGCAGCAGAUAGUAUCUUUGGAAAAUCAGAAUGCUCAUUCAGUGGCAGACAGUCAAGAAAAGCUUGACACUUCAGAACUUUCACCGUAUUACGCUAAGAUACUUAAGCAACUCAAUGAGAAGGCCUUUCAACUUGAGGUGAAAACAGCAGAUAACAGGAUACUGGAAGACCAGCUAGAGAAAAAGGCAAGCGAAUGUGAAGAGUUGCAAGAAACGGUUGUUUACUUGAAAGAACUGAUCGUCCAAGCUCUUCAAAUUGACGAGUUUUUACCAGAAAGAAUCAGAUUGCAGCAGCAAACAGGCAUCGGCCAUGACGUUGGAUCACAAGGUCAUAAUGAUAAUCCAUUAUCCAGUGAUGUAUCUGAAAAACCACUGGAGAACACAUCGCAGUCAGAGAUCGACGAACUGAAGCAGAAACUGUGCGAACUCACUGAAGCCAAAGCUCAGCUAGAGGUCCGUAACCAGGAACUUCUCGAGGAAAGCAUGUACGCCAAGGGCCUGGCCUCAGCCGCGGGUGUCGAACUGAGAGCACUUUCUGAAGAAGUCACCAAACUCGUCAAGCAGAAUGAGAAGCUUGCCAGCGAGGUGGAGUCAGCGAGAAACUCGACUCCACGAAGAGCAAGCCAUAGCCCGAAGGCAGCUCGAAAGGGCAGCCACGUCGAACGGCACGAACCGGGUGGUAAGAGAGACACGAACUCAAGCAGCCAGAGGGAGCAAGCUCUGGAGGCCAUGCUCGCGGAGAAGGACCAGAGAGAAGCUGAACUCGAGAAGAAAAUCGAGGAGUCGAAGCAGAAGGAGGCCUUCCUGGAGGGCGAGCUCGCAAAUAUAUGGACCUUGGUGGCGAAACUGAGGAAAGCCGAGGGAAAUUGCAAAGAUGAUUCAGAUGCCAUACACACGAUUGUAUAG
Molecule: messenger RNA, 3024 nt
Organism: Triticum turgidum subsp. durum (durum wheat)
Lineage: Eukaryota; Viridiplantae; Streptophyta; Magnoliopsida; Poales; Poaceae
Source: the annotation of a GenBank genome assembly